Lactuca saligna is the source of this 534-nucleotide messenger RNA. Lineage: Eukaryota; Viridiplantae; Streptophyta; Magnoliopsida; Asterales; Asteraceae. The record is from the annotation of a GenBank genome assembly.
AUGGAUAAUUGGGAAAAAGAUAAACAAUUUGGUGUUAACGAUAUGGAAAAUGUGGAUGCGGGGGAAACAUUUUUUCGUGGUUUGGAUCCCGAGUCAGGCCAUACAUAUAUGCAAACGCCACUACCUGUUGUUGUAGUUAAGGAUAACACAGUUACACCGUUAAAAGGGCGGGUAAAAAUGAAAUCGAAAUUUUGUAGGGAGCCUUACACACAGAACAGAAAAGGGAAAAAAGCGCAGAAGUCCAAUAAUGUAGAAAAAAGACCAUUACGAUUAGACGAUUAUGCAGAUAUUGAUGAUGAAUUUUGGAAAUUGUGGGGAAAGAACAUGUGGACGAUUAUUAAUCAUGAAGGCACGACUUUGGAACCUGGGAAACAACAUUAUUUGAGGCGUGUAGCAGUUGGGAUGGUUGAUGGACCACAUUGGAAGGAUAUUGAUCGGGUUUUAAUUCCCAUCAACAUACCGCACCUGCAUUGGUAUUUGGCUGAUUUGAGUCUCCUUACAUGGAAAGUGAGCAUAUAUGAUUCAGCCAAAUAG